AUGCCAAAUUUCGCACCCAACACUUUCAACCAGACUCAGUUCCCCACCCCACCACCACCAUUCAACCACUCCCAUUAUCCCCAACAUAGUCAACCUACUCAUGCCAUGCACAACUUGAAUCCCUUUGGUGGUGUAGGCAACCUCCAACAGUAUGCCCAGCGUUCACCAAGUUAUCAAGGUUUUCAACCACUACCCAACUUUAGCUUCCCAAGUGGAAUGUUUGUAGGUGCUGGUGGUGGUGCAUCUUCGCAUGGCUUAGAUUCAGCAACCCCGCAAUCGCAAAUAAGAGAGCUGGAGCUAGAUGAAGAAAAGGAAGAUUCAAGUGCCAGCAGCCCUAAUGAAGAAAGGAGGGCUGUGAGAAUUAAUUACACUGAGGACAAGAACCUAUGCCUUGUAAGUCUUUCGAUUAAGCAUUCAGUAGAUCCAAUUCGUGGCACAGAUCAGAGCAAAGAGGCCUACUAUAACAAGAUAGCAGAAGCGUUCAAUUCGGGCCUAGCUGAAGGUGCAGGAAGAAGGUCAAAAGGGAUAGCUCAAAAGCCAUUAGGGAAGAAUUAA
Molecule: messenger RNA, 555 nt
Organism: Miscanthus lutarioriparius
Lineage: Eukaryota; Viridiplantae; Streptophyta; Magnoliopsida; Poales; Poaceae
Source: the annotation of a GenBank genome assembly